CCAGUCGUUGCUGCAGCUGCUCCUCCGCUCCAGCAGGGUGCAGCUUUGUGAUUAACAGCAGCAAACUGUUCAGUAAUCCAACAUGUCUGCGCCCUGAAGGAUGCUGCUAACGGCGUGAAGGUACAGGACAAGUCACAGUGGAUGGAUUCUCAGUUGACUUGGAGGCAGAUUUAAGGCUUUUCGAGACAGAACAGGAUGUCAAAGAUCUCUAAGGCAGCCAAGGCUGUGAAGAAAUUGGAUGCCAGCAAUGUAAUCCGGGCUAUAGUGAGGUCAGGACAAGCGGCCCCUGGACCUCCACUAGGCCCCAUCCUGGGACAGAGAGGAAUCCCUAUUGGGCAGUUCUGCAAGGACUUCAAUGAGAAAACCAAGGAGCUGAAGGAGGGCAUCCCUCUCCCGAUCAAGAUCCAUGUGAAGCCCGACAGAACCUAUGACCUGAAGAUUGGCCAGCCCACAGUGUCUUACUUUCUCAAACAAGCAGCCGGCAUUGCGAAAGGGGCCGGCAAGACAGGCCACGAGACAGCGGGGAUGGUGUCGGUGAGGGCGGUGUAUGAGAUUGCCCAGGUGAAAGCCGAGGACGAGUGCUUCAAAAUGAGGAACGCCUCCCUUGAGACCGUCGUCAAAAGCAUCAUCGGCUCGGCUCGUUCACUGGGCAUCAAGAUUGUCAGCGAUCUCUCAGCUGAUGAGUACAAACUCUUCUUGGAGCAGAGGGAGGAGAAGUUGAAAACUGAUGCAGCAGCAGCCGCAGCCGCCGCAGCUGAAGCUUUGACAAGCAAAAAGAAAUGAAGACCUGCAACAUUUUUAAUUUUAACCCCCGCAUUCCUAUUAGUAUUGACUCCAUACAUAAACCACAUUCAUACAAAAACACUGUUAAUGUUGUCUGUCAGUUAAUAAACAGUUAAGUUUGUGAUU
Molecule: messenger RNA, 909 nt
Organism: Sander lucioperca (pikeperch)
Lineage: Eukaryota; Metazoa; Chordata; Actinopteri; Perciformes; Percidae
Gene: mrpl11
Product: mitochondrial ribosomal protein L11
Exons: 6
Coding region: 196-783 (195 amino acids)
Biological process (GO): translation
Cellular component (GO): mitochondrial large ribosomal subunit; ribosome
Molecular function (GO): structural constituent of ribosome; large ribosomal subunit rRNA binding
Source: RefSeq, a predicted model, not a curated record